AUGAAACAAUUUAACUGUUUCUUCAAUUGUAGCUGUAAUUCUCAUCGAAUUUAUCAAUAUUAUGCUGCCUUUGCAGCCAAUUUAUACCUAGUGUGUAACGCGAUGAAUUAUGGAUGGCCAUCGCCAUCUCUACCCAUUCUUCUCAGUGGUAACCACACUUUCCGUAUAACCAGCUAUGAAGGCUCGUGGAUAGCGGUGAUGCCUUCCAUAGGCAAAGUGUUCGGCAUUAUAUUCGCAGGACUAAUCGUGGACUACAUCGGCAGAAAGAAAUUGCUAUUGUACACUUCCAUACCUUUUUUCGUGUCCUGGUUGAUGGUGGGGUUUACUCGAACAUCAUCGUUAAUGUUCAUAGGAAGAUUUAUCGCAGGACUGAGUGACGGUUCGUUUUCAGUGAUUCCAAUGUAUUUGGCGGAAAUUUCCGAACCAAAAAUAAGGGGACUGCUCACUUCUUUCUGUUCUGUGAACGUUGCCGUUGGACAUUUGUUGAUCAAUGUUAUAGGAUCGAAUUUGCCCAUAAGCACGACAGCGUUCGUAUCGUCGACAUUCCCCCUGGCUUUUUUCUUACUCUUCAUGUGGUUGCCGGAGAGCCCCUAUUUUUAUCUCAUGAAAGGAAAUGAAAAGGCUGCCAAACGAAGCUUACAAAAAUUUCGAGAAUCAUCGGAAGUAGAUGCUUACUUUGAUUUAAUAUCAAAAGGCGUCAAAGAGCAAAACGAGAACCGAGGAAAGUUCUUGGAUUUAUUUACGGAUCAAUUCAAUAGAAAAGCUCUUAUUAUUGUAGUCGGUUUGAAAACUAUACAACAGUUGAGCGGAAAUAUUGCCAUCAUGUUUUACUGUCAGAUAAUUUUUGUGGAAUCAAAGGACUUUGUGUCUCCGGGCCUGGCAAGUAGUUUAUAUUUCUUAAUAAAAGUUAUUGUCACUUCAGUGUCGUCUUUUAUAGUGGAUUCCACCGGCAGACGUCCGUUAUUGUUUAUGUCAACUACAGGAAGUGCACUUUCGCUGUUUUCCAUCAGCGCGUUUAUGUACGUUAAAAACUCAACCAAUCUAGACACUACCGAUUUUGAAUUUGUUCCUGUGGCCUCUCUAAUUGUAUUCGCAGUGUUUUUUAGUUUGGGACUGCAAACAAUUCCCGUGGUAAUGGCAGGGGAAAUGUUUCCGACGAACAUUAAAGCUUUUGCCUUGGCGCUUGAUGAUAUUUAUUUUUGUGUAAUUUCUACACUCGUGUCUACAUUUUUUUACUGGUCAGAUGAAACGUUUGGUAUGUCAAUUCCGUUUUUAGCCUUUGGAAUAUUUUGUGUUUUAGGAUUAAUGUUUAUUUAUUUUUUUGUGCCGGAAACCAAAAAGAAAUCUCUAGAAGAUAUUCAGCGAAUGUUAAAAGGGGAAAAAUUAUAG
Messenger RNA from Brassicogethes aeneus, 1389 nucleotides. NCBI's taxonomy places the organism in Eukaryota, Metazoa, Arthropoda, Insecta, Coleoptera, Nitidulidae. The record is from the annotation of a GenBank genome assembly.